Molecule: messenger RNA, 873 nt
Organism: Sphaeramia orbicularis (orbiculate cardinalfish)
Lineage: Eukaryota; Metazoa; Chordata; Actinopteri; Kurtiformes; Apogonidae
Product: trace amine-associated receptor 1-like
Exons: 5
Coding region: 1-873 (290 amino acids)
Biological process (GO): G protein-coupled receptor signaling pathway
Cellular component (GO): membrane
Molecular function (GO): trace-amine receptor activity
Source: RefSeq, a predicted model, not a curated record
AUGGCGGAGCAAGUGGAGUGUGUUUUGGACGGGGCGGUGUUCAGAAGUGAAACCAGUCCGUGGAGGAGCGGUGUGACUGAGGACAGCAAGAGACAGGCAGACCCAGGGGAGGACCAGAGAGGAGGGACAACACUGUCCAUUAGAGGUGGAGAGAAAGGAGGGAUGACCAAGAACACAGAUAAACGAUUACCAGUGGUUUCUCAGACUGAAGUCCUGCUCUAUCACAUCCUGCUGUUCAUCUUCUCUCCGCUCACUGUGGCUCUCAACCUGAUGGUCAUCAUCUCAGUCUCCCAUUUCAGACAGCUCCACACACCCACCAACCUCCUCCUCCUCUCUCUGGCUGUGUCUGACCUCCUUGCAGGCCUUGUGAUGAUGCCGGGAGAAAUCCAAGUAAAACUGUCCUGUUGGUUUCUUGGUGACUACAUGUGUUCUUUGUAUACAUUUUUAGCUUGGUUGUCUGUUUCUGUGUCAGUAGGAGACAUGGUGCUCAUCUCAGUCGACCGCUAUGUUGCUAUCUGUGACCCUCUGCAUUACACUAAUAAGGCUCGUGCCAUGCGUUCUCACAUCACAUCCAUCACAGCCCAGCAUUCAGGGAAGGCAGUCGCCAACAAAUCUGAGCUGAAAGCAGCCCGGAGUCUUGGUGUUCUUGUUGGCACCUUCUUAAUAUGUUUCUGCCCUUAUUAUAUUGUGACUCUAACAGACAACAGAAGUGUUCCUUCAUUACCCUUUUAUCUGACUUUUAUUUUGUAUUUAAAUUCAUGUUUAAAUCCUCUGAUUUAUUCCUUAUUCUAUCCUUGGUUCAGAAAAGCUGUUAGACUAAUAUUCACUUUGCAGAUACUGCAGUCUGACUCUUGUGAUUCCACCAUGGUCUAG